This is a messenger RNA of Caenorhabditis briggsae, 1089 nucleotides long. Lineage: Eukaryota; Metazoa; Nematoda; Chromadorea; Rhabditida; Rhabditidae. Gene Ontology annotation, cellular component: acetylcholine-gated channel complex. The record is from RefSeq and is a predicted model, not a curated record. Bases 1 to 1089 code for a protein of 362 amino acids. The transcript is spliced from 6 exons.
AUGCAUCCCAAACUCGACCCAAUUCUAAUUCUCUUUCCUUUUCUUCUUAUCACCCCUUCCAUUGCUCAGUUCACAUCCCAAACGUAUCCGGAUCCUCGGUUAGAUCCAUUCUCAUGUCGUUUGGCUCUUCCUUCACAAGUCUGUGAUCCAUCAGCGAUUGUAUCGGAUGAAGAGAGAAGUCGAUUGGUUCAAAGAGUCAAUCAACUUCAUUCAUUGACUUCUGGCAUCAAGAACACUUCUCCGUCAUGUGCUUUGAUGCCGGAUAGAAAUUUGGAGAUCAUUGUCGCCAUUAUCGACAAAAUUGGAUCAGUUCCAGGAGUUCCGAUUGAUAUCGAGAAGUUCGCCAAUAACUUAAAACGAAGAUACCAAAACUUCCAGGAUGUUGGAAUGUGCGACACGACAGUUUUGAUUGUCAAUUCUCGUCAGGAUCGUCAAGUGUUCACAGUUGCUGGAAGAGAUGCAAAGAUUUCAAAGGACACAUUGAAAUCUGCUUUUGAGAGAAAUAUCGGACAUUUUAAGACAGGAAGAUAUGCUCUGGGACUGGAGGGAAUGAUUGAGGUCAUUGUGGCAGCUUACUCGAAUGCUCAUAUUGUACAAGUGCCAACUCCAGAAGCUUUCAGACCAACUGAUUUUAUGCCAUCGGGACCAUCCGCCGUCUCCGCUGUUGAAUCCCAACCAUUCCGUGCUGCUGGACUUCCAAACAGCGUCCAACCAGCCAAAAGACCAUUCCCAGCGUUCAAUUCCAUCCAAGAAACUGUUGAUGAAGAUGAUAAGGUAUGGGUAUCGAUUCUUCAACAAGCCAUGGCUAGAUGCGGACAGAAUGACGCCGACUUGCCGAAACAUGUCAGAGCUGUUGUAGAAGAAGCCAUGAACAUUUCCCUGAAACUGAUUUCUGACUCAAGGUACAACAAGAUCGAAGAAGAAACCGAGGCCAAUAAGGAAGUGCUCGGAAGUCGACAGAAAGCUUGGGACUCGGCCACUGCUGAAUUCAUCCGUCCUCUCCUCCAAAAGUACCGUAAUUCUGUUCUCUCUGGAGCAACCCAAACGUGUCCAGUCAGUGCUCCAGGAACGAGAAGAAGACAUUUUUAA